Molecule: messenger RNA, 1944 nt
Organism: Epithele typhae
Lineage: Eukaryota; Fungi; Basidiomycota; Agaricomycetes; Polyporales; Epitheliaceae
Product: DNA repair protein endonuclease SAE2/CtIP C-terminus-domain-containing protein
Exons: 7
Coding region: 1-1944 (647 amino acids)
Biological process (GO): double-strand break repair via homologous recombination; DNA double-strand break processing involved in repair via single-strand annealing
Cellular component (GO): site of double-strand break
Molecular function (GO): double-stranded DNA binding; double-strand/single-strand DNA junction binding; Y-form DNA binding
Source: RefSeq, a predicted model, not a curated record
AUGCGCAAGACAGCCCACAAGGAUGCUUCCGGCAAUGAGUCCGCUCGCCUCUUGGAAACGAAGAUGAACAACCUCCGUUGGGCCAAUAACGAUCUCAACAAGCAAGUCUUCGCCGCCAUCCAACGCGGUCAUCGCCUCGCGGGCAAGCUCGGCUACCGAGACCUAGAAGAGGCCGAAGCCGCCUUGGCAACCCAGCUCCCCGAGGCGCAGCAGAGCCAGCUCGAAGAGUUAUCUCAGCUUCCUUCGGACGAGCUCGCCGAACAUGUACAGGCGUUGCAGGCCGAACUCCUAAGCCAUGUCCAGCUGAGCAAGGCGACACUUGAAGCCCUCGGAGAUGCCUUGAAGGCGCUCAUGGACCUACGCGCGGAGAACGAGAGGUUGGUUCAGACGCUGGAUGCCGAGAGGAGGGAAAGGAGAGCCAGUCGUAGUGAGGAUGAGGUAAACUUUGGUCCAUCCACCACGUCCACGGAGAACCCCGCGUCGCUCGCGUACGCUCGGGCAGAGCUCGCUGCUCUGCAAGACAAGUACGCUUGUCUUUUACGGGCCAAGGAAGCUGCGGAAAAGAAACAUGCAGAGGACUACAAGCGGUGGAAAGAGUUCAAGCAAUGGCUUUUCGACGAGAAGAUGAAGAUCCUGGAACGCCCCUCCAAGCGCAGGAAGUUCAGUCACGGAGAAGAUGAUGAAGGCGAUGGCAAGACAAAUGCAGGCCCUUCCCGUUCUAAGGUCCGGUCCCCUCGUUCGGCCAAGAUCCUAAAAGGAGUUGGCAACGUAAAGCGGAAGCUAGCCCUUGAUGGGGUCCCUUUAUCGGACAUCGACUCGCUGCCUCCUGCAUCUAUACCUCCUGCCCCCUGGCCAACCGUAUUGACGUCCCGAGACCUGAACACGGUCCCCUCAAACACUGCCAUUAUGCUAGCCUCGCCGGAGAUCAGGACCGUCAUCAUGGUGCCUCCGCUCGAGGCCUCGGAAAGUGUUGAGAGUAUAUGCGACAAUCCCGUGCUCGGGUCGUCGCAAACUGAACCAGAUCUUGAGCCGGUGUCUUUCCUCUAUCCAUCCUUGCAAGAGAUCGCCCGCAGAUCAUUGACCAUCCCUCGCAAACGUUCCCGUCUCGACGCCUUCGAUCAAGAGCCAUCAGACACCGAGCUCGAGUCUCAAGCGCCAAGUUUCCUUCUCCCGUCACAAAUUGUACCCAUCACACCUGCGCAAAUGGCAGAUGCGACACCCAGGCCUGACGCACCGCCAUUACCUGCGGCUCAGCUGAUGACGCCUGAGACGCUCCCUCGCCUUCAAGGCCCUGGGAGGCGUGUCAGCAAGGCUCCCGGUCAGGCCGCCCUUGUCAUCUCCUCGCCGUCGUCAUCGUCCGACCCUCCAAGCACGCCUACAUCGCGUCGUUCGAAGAAAGCGAAAGAGCGUGCUGUAGAGAACGACGAGAACGCGGCCACAUCUCCUGAAUCACAUCCAGGUCCUUCCGGCAGCAAGAACCGUCCUGCGGAUUAUUCGGCGUACAAAGGGCGUGGUCGUUACGCCGCCUUGAACAAGGCGGAUAAGGAGACGAUCAAUGCGAAGUUCGAAAUCGAUCCCGCGCGGAACAACGGCGUCGGGUACCAGUUCGACGAGGUAGUGCGCGACAAGGAGCGUCGCAGGCAGAUGCACGGGCACGACUGCGAGUGUUGCCGCGAUUAUUACGCGGCUCUCAAGCCUCCUCCCCCGCGUCUGCAAGCCCCAAUGUGGCGAUCUCCGUCGUCGUCGCCCGUCAAGCCCGUGGCAGAGGCUAGCACGCACAAGCAGACGGUGUCGCGACAUCGCGCGACAUGGGCGCGCGCGAAGACGCCGCCCGGGUACUGGAACAUCGGCUUCCCGGACACGCAGGAGGUCGCAGCGCUGAACGCCGAGGCAAACCGCAUGCAUGCGGAGAAGCGCGCGGCCGUGGCGGACGAAGCUGAGUAA